Molecule: messenger RNA, 5739 nt
Organism: Oryctolagus cuniculus (rabbit)
Lineage: Eukaryota; Metazoa; Chordata; Mammalia; Lagomorpha; Leporidae
Gene: GOSR1
Product: golgi SNAP receptor complex member 1
Biological process (GO): vesicle fusion; inter-Golgi cisterna vesicle-mediated transport; endoplasmic reticulum to Golgi vesicle-mediated transport
Cellular component (GO): SNARE complex; Golgi membrane; Golgi medial cisterna
Molecular function (GO): SNAP receptor activity
Source: RefSeq, a predicted model, not a curated record
CAAAAACUGCGAGAUCCCGAGUGGGCCACCAGGUGGCGGGCUCUGGGAGGUUCUUGUAUCCCAUCGGCCUCGGCGCCCAGAGCGGAAGAAGGCGUGGAGGGGACUCUCUGGCUCGCACCGUGUCUACUCUCCUAUCCCGACUGACGUUGGACAACAAAGAUGGCGGCAGGAACCAGCAAUUACUGGGAAGAUCUCAGGAAGCAGGCGAGACAGCUGGAAAAUGAACUUGACCUGAAGCUAGUUUCCUUCAGUAAACUGUGUACAAGUUACAGUCACAGCAGUGCCCGAGAUGGAAGACGCGACAGGUAUAGUUCUGACACAACACCCCUUUUAAACGGAUCAAGUCAAGACAGAAUGUUUGAAACAAUGGCCAUUGAGAUUGAACAGCUUUUGGCAAGACUUACAGGAGUGAAUGAUAAAAUGGCAGAAUAUACCAAUAGUGCAGGUGUACCCUCAUUGAAUGCAGCUCUGAUGCACACACUACAGCGACACAGAGACAUAUUGCAGGAUUAUACGCAUGAAUUCCAUAAAACGAAAGCAAAUUUUGUAGCAAUACGGGAAAGGGAGAAUCUCAUGGGAUCAGUGCGAAAGGAUAUUGAGUCAUAUAAAAGUGGGUCUGGAGUCAACAACAGAAGAACUGAACUGUUUUUGAAAGAACAUGAUCACCUUCGAAACUCAGAUCGUCUGAUAGAAGAGACAAUCAGAUUUCAGGAAAGUUCCAAUAGUACAGAGAAGUCAUAUAUACAUUCUACUAAGUUCUCCAGAAGUUAACAUUUUGCUACAUUGCCUUUUUAAUAAUUUUUUUAACUACUUGGAAAUAAACUGCAGACAUGAUGCUGUUUACUCCUAAAUGUUUCAAUGUUCAUUUCCUAAAUAUUUAUAUUGAUAUAGAAUCAUGUAUUGUUUUAUUCAAUAGGUUAUAACAUGUUCCCAUCAUUAGUUAGUAAUCCCAAUACAUUAUAACCUUUUAUAAUACCUUUUUGCCAUUGUGAAUUUUUUGUUUAAGUUGAUAUACUGUAUCUUAUGUCUAAACAAAGUUUUCACAGAAUUGCCUGAUUUUCAGCUGAAGUACCCCCUUGUAACGCCUUCACUUUCAUCGGCCCAUAAGAAUGAUCAUAUUUUACAUUUUUCUUUAUGUAAAGUUUCCCUAUAGUCCUUUCCUUUUAUUCUUUUAUUUCCCCUUAUUUUCUGCCUGAUCUUGUAGGUUAGACUACCUUAAUUAAACUUUUCAGUUCAGCACUGGCCUAUUUAAAGGCUGACAAUAUGGGGAUAAAAGUUUGGGGUACCUCUUAGAUUACAAACAUCUGAGAACCAUUGAAUAACUUCUACUUUUAUUUUGAUACUUAAAAAACAUGCUAUUUGGAGAUCUUUUAUUUCAGCAUUCCCUUUUGUUUUAAAAUAUGAUAGAUAUUACAGGUGAAAUUUCAUGGAAUACAAAGCUAGUUAUGAUUACUUAUGGAUUAAAAAAUUUUUCACAUAUUCCAUAUGUAAAAAAUUUACCUUUUCCUUUUGGAGACAUUUUUAAAAUAUGUACAAAACCGAUUAGAGACUUUGACAUCAAUUUAUUUGAAAAGGACUAAUAUUUUUAAUAUUUGUAAGCUUCUUUAGCUUAUUUAAAUGUGUAACUUGUCUUAUCUGUUGUUGAAAAAAAUGUCACUAACUCAGAACAGGUAAGAUAGUUUUACUUCCAGUAAGCAUAUCAAUGAUUUAUCAUUUUAAAAGCAUUGUAUUUUAUUUGAAGCUUAUAUUUUACCUCUGAGUAUUUGGGCCUUGAAAUAACAACAGCCCAGAUUUCACUUAGCAUGACUUCAAAUGAUAGAAUGGGAUGGGAAAGUAUAUCUGGAUAUACUUUAUGUGAUACUGGAAAUCAUGCAUAUUCAACAAGAUAAUAGCAUAAUGUAUGGUGAUAAUAUCCAUUCUCCAAGGAAUGCAAAGUGCUUCGCGGAAAUUAUUUUUUAACCUUUAUCCACUUGUGAGUCAGAGUAUACAGGUGAUGAUGACAGAGGCAUAUAUGAUCUAAAGAUGGGCCUCAGAUUGCUCAGCCUACUUUUGAAUUCUGUUACUUUAUUCAGGACCGUAAUAUGUGUGUUUUUGUUUUAAAGAUCUGCUUACCUAUUUGAAAUUCAGAAUUAGAGAGAAGGAGAAAUAGAGAGACAGACAGACACAGACAGACUUUCCACCUGUGAUUCAACUCCCCAGAUGGCCGCAGCAGUCAGGGGUGGGCCAGGCUGAAGCCAGGAGCUUCCUCUAGGUCUCCCAUGUAGUUGGCAGGGGCCCAAGCACUUGGACCAUCCUUCACUGCUUUCCCCAGGCCUUUAGCAGGGAGCUGGAUCAAAAGUGGACAACUGGGACUCGAACUAGUACCCAUAUGGGAUGCUGGUAUCUCAGGUGGCAGUUUAACCUGCUGUGCCACCACACUGGCCCCCUCCCCAUAAUGUAUGUUUUUAAAUACUUUCUAAAGUAAAUUUAUUUUUUAAAGCAACCACAUUUUAAAUGUAUCAUAUUGUCAUAGAUAUGCACCUAAACUGAAAAAUUAUAGAUAAGUAAAUAAAGCAAAAUUGUUAGUUUGACUCCUCUGGGGUGGAGGGCUAUCUAAAACAAAGUAUUAUAAAGUUGACAUUGCCCUUCUCCUGCUCUAAUCCAGACUAUUUGAUAUACAGGCUGUCAUACUGUUCUGAUGAUGAGAUGUCCUUUCUCUGUUAUCCAAAAGUGAUCUCUUUUUUAGUGGGUCACCAAUUCCUUGGGUUUAAGUCUUCCACUUCCUUAGUUUCUUCCCUCAUUAUGCUGGACCAUAUCCUUUAGUAGAUUCCUGGGAAAUAACAAGAGGUAAAUUUGGGAGACUGCCCACAUCUAAAAAUUCUUUAUUCUACCCAGUCUUGAUUCGUUGUUUAAGACAAGAAUUCUUGGUUAGAAAUAACUUUGAAACAUUCAAAGGCCUUGUUUUUAGUAUUACUUGUGAAGUCCAGUGCCAAUUAAAAUCUCUGAUUCUUGGUAUAUUAUAUGUUCCCACUACUACCCGCUCUGGAAAUGUUUAGGAUCAUUUCUUUUUCCUGACUUUUUUUAUUUCAGUUUUCUCCAUGAUGAGCUUAGCAUGCAACUGUUUCAAUCCAUUGUACAGGGCACUGGAUGAUCUCUUACAAUCUAGGAAAUCUGGAAACUCAUCUCCAGUUCUAGGAAAUCUUCCCUUCUUCUUCUUCUUCUCUGUUGUUUCUUUUUAAAAACUUCCUUUAUGUGGGGACCCAGAUUGAGUUCUGGACUCCUAACUUGGGCGUGGCUCAGCCCUGACUGUCGCAGGAAAUUGGAAAGUGAACCAAUGGGUAGAAUAUCUAAAUCUUUUCUUUCUCUUAGUACAUAAAAUACAAUUUUAUUUUAGAGUUUCCUUUUUAAAUAUUUAUUUUCAUUUUAUUUGAAAGGCUGAGAGACAAAGAGAUAGAGAUCUUCCAUCUGUUGGUUCACUCUCCAAAUGCCAGGACUGGGCUGGGCCUAAGCCAGGAGGCUAGAACUCAGUCCUGGUCUCCCACAUGGGUGAUGGAGACUCCCUCACUGGAGCCAUUACCUGUUGCCUCCCAGGGUGCAUAUUACCCAGAAGCUAGAUUAGAAGCAGAGUAACUGGAAUUUGGUGCAGACACGCCAGUAUGGGAUCUGGGUGUCCCUCGCCGCAUCCUGCUCCCUGAGCCAAGUGCCUGCCCCUGUUGUAGAGUUUCCUGAGCUUCCCUUAUUACCUCUGUUUGCUCACACUCCCUUCUCUGUUCCCUGGAUGAUUGGUUUAGAUCUCUUUUAUGUAGGGGGCUGCACUUAAAAGUCUGGCAGUCAUUGACCCUUUGUGUCUGAGGGUAUGACUUCGGAAUUCGGUGAUAGAAGCUCAUUCUUUGUGGGUGGAUAGUGGGACUUGUUGAACACUGAGCAGUCAGCUUCAGAAUACGUGAUCAGUCAGGGAUCUUGCUGCUUCCCUGGAGACUUCAGAUUGUUGCUAUCUCUGGUCUCUUCUCCUGGGCUAGAUUUCCUACUGGACAGGGGACAGUCACCAGGCUUAUGAGUUAGGGAAGGCAGUUUAGGGUUCUGGGAACCCCUUGUACAGAUUUCCAUUAAUCUUCAUUUUCAGUGCUGCUCAACUUUACUGCCUUCAGAGAUACCUGACCCUUUUAAUUCUUGAGCUUUUUCUAAGAUCUGUGGAAAACUUACCCAUCGUUACUUAUACUGGAACUGAGAUGAAUAAGAGUAAUAAAUUUAUACCUGCUGAUGUUAUUAUUAACCUUUUAUAAUCACUCGGGUAGAGUUCCUCCAAUUUCCUUUUCAACUGUUUUUUAGAUAUGCAUAUAUACUUAAGGGUUGGAGGCAGGCAUUUGCUACCAUGACUAAGCCUCCAAUUGGGACAACCACAGCCUGUAUCAGAGUGGGCUCCAUUCCCAAUCCUGCUUCCCACUUGGGAGGCAGAGUUGAUGGCACAAGUAUUUGGGUCCCUGCCAGCCACGAGGAGACACUGGAUUGAGUUUGUGAUUCCUGGCUUCAGCCUGGCCCAACCCUAGCUGUUACAGGCAUUUGGGAAGUAAACCAUCAAAUGGAUGAUUGAUAUCUAUCCCUCUGCCUCCCAACCCCCAAACAAAGUACAGUAUUAUUGUAACAAUUUAAAUAAUACUGAAAUGUAUAAAGAGAAAGUUAAUCUGCUAGGACCCCUCCAUUCUUACCCCUUGAAGCUGAUAGUUGGAUUUCUUUCCAUUAAUCUUUCUCACUAUCAUAUAAGCAUUUGUAAGGAUGUUUGUUACUGGAAAUAAGAGGAUGUAAGGAUGAUUGUUACUGAAAAUAACACAUUCUUUGGCUUGUUUUAAACACUCAAUAUAGCACACACAUCCCUCUGAGUUAAUAGAAAUAAUACUAACUCCUUUUUUAAUAGCCAGAGUUACACAGAGAGAAGGAGAGGUGCUGAGAGAGAGAGAGAGAGAGAGAGAGAGAGAGAGAGAGGUCUUCCAUCUGCUAGUUCACUCCCCAGUUGGCUGCAACAGCCAGAGCUGCGCCGAUCCGAAGCCAGGAGCCAGGAGCUUCCUCCGGGUCCCCCACGCGGGUUCUGGGGCUCAAGCACUUGGGCCAUCUCCCACUGCUUUCCCAGGCCAUAGCAGAGAGCUGGAUCAGAAGUGGAGCAGCCAGGACUCAAACUGGCGCCCAUAUGGGAUGCCAGCACUGCAGGCAGCUGCUUUACCUGCUGUGCCACAGUGCCGGCCCCCAAAAUACUGUUUCAUAGCAUAAUUAUAUUGUAUAGUUCAAAUUUCUGGGUGUUUUAUCUUCAACACACUUUUGUUUCUUCUUUGCCUUUGCAAGGCUUAAAGUUGAAAAUAUUGCCUCCAGGAUCUCAUUUCAAUAAGAUACCUGGGAGUUCAUUCUCUGAGGACUUGCCUGUCCAGAAAUGUGUGCACUCAGCUCCCAGAUAGGCCUGGCUUAGAGACUGGGGCAGUGGCAUAUCAGGUGGUGAUGGGUGGCCCAGCAGUUUUUCCCUGCAGGGGCUGAGCAUCGUGCCAUAAGCUGCUGGACUGGGCGCUCUCUGCUUGUCAGUCUCUCUGCGUAGUAGUCCUUUGCCACCUGCAGGAACUGAGCAUGCAGAACCAUAGUCUUCUGCUAUCUGAGUUCCAAAGGAAACAGUGAGAUUUGGGUCUUUACCUCAGAGCUGAAGGAAAAUCUUUAUUUCCCUGCCUCAAUUCACUGUUCUCUUCUCAUUUGAGAGAGUGCAACCCCUUCACCUGGCUUUCU